Messenger RNA from Lycium ferocissimum, 624 nucleotides. RefSeq lists its product as uncharacterized. The coding region runs from base 1 to 624 and encodes 207 amino acids. Gene Ontology annotation, molecular function: nucleic acid binding. The transcript is spliced from 2 exons. The record is from RefSeq and is a predicted model, not a curated record. Lineage: Eukaryota; Viridiplantae; Streptophyta; Magnoliopsida; Solanales; Solanaceae.
AUGGAAAAAACAGUUAGUACCUCUCACAAGGAUUGGUCUUUGAGAUUAGAUGAAGCUCUUAGGGUUUAUAAAACUGCGUUUAAAAGACCCAAAGGGACUUCUCCAUACAAGUUGUUAUUUGGAAAGUCAGGUCAUUUACCUGUUGAAAUAGAAUAUAAAGCAUAUUGUAAAAUUAAGUUGCUUAAUCUUGAUCUUAGUCUUGUUGGUGAGAAAAGGUAUUCGCAGAUGAACGAGUUGGAAGAAUUCAGAAGGGAUGCAUAUAAGAAUUCGCGAAUCUUUAAGGAGGAGACAAAACGCUGGCAUGAUCGUUUGAUUAAGCCAAAGGAGUUCCAUGAAGGGGAUAAAGUCCUUUUAUGCAAUAGUAGACUACGACAUUUCACCGGAAAAAUUAAGUCAGGAUGGACAAGAUCAGUUGUGGUGAAAUUUGUGGUGAAACAUGUAUCUCCGUAUGGGGCGAUUGAAAUUCAGAACUUAGAAGAGGCAAAGAAUUUCAAGACUUGCAGUGUUCCGGAGAAGAAAUCUGAUAUCACCCCUAAGGCUGAAGCACAACUUCGACCUAACAAAAUGUCUGUCGACAAGGAGGUGGUGGAGGUAGAAAAUUCAGGACAGUUAUACAGCGAGUAA